This is a messenger RNA of Coregonus clupeaformis (lake whitefish), 4375 nucleotides long. RefSeq names its product pikachurin. NCBI's taxonomy places the organism in Eukaryota, Metazoa, Chordata, Actinopteri, Salmoniformes, Salmonidae. The transcript is spliced from 24 exons. The coding region runs from base 474 to 3665 and encodes 1063 amino acids. The record is from RefSeq and is a predicted model, not a curated record. Gene Ontology annotation, molecular function: calcium ion binding; protein binding.
GUCUCCAUCUGGGUGGAUUAGACUCCUGUUAUCCUCUUAGCUCUAAAUGUCACCCCUUUUCGGCUCUCCUCUGCCAUUUCGCAAACUUCUAAAUCACAAGACGAAUGACAAGAAGAAGAGCGUCGCGCAUAAAAUUAGUACCCACUCGGAAUUCCGGAUAGUGUUUUUUUUACGUUUACGCAGGACACUUGUCUCCAUGUGCGCGUCGACAAUGGCACAGUAGCGCGUGCUGCAUUCAACUGAUCUCAACAGCUUGCAAUCUUAUCCGUGUCAAACCUCAGUUGCCUUCCAAACAUAAUUUCCUUUUCGUUUGCGUUCUUUGAGAGCAGGUUGUGAGGAACUAUAGUUGUCUUUGUCAUCAGAAACUUUGAUCAGUUGCGUCUCUCGUCCGUCCUUAUAAUUAGGCGCAAGGAGUUUUUAUUUUGCAUGUAGCCUAAAAUGACCAUUUGACAUUUUUAACUUUAGACGAAGAUAUGGAGUUAACCAGUAAAGACAGGAGCGUUUUAUAUAUAUUGUUUUUUUCAAUAUGGAUGAUCAACGUUUCUUUUUCUGCGAAAAGGACCAACGUUCGAAGAUCGGAGCGCCUCAGCCCUCCAUUGGACAUCCAGUUGGAGACGGUGAACUGCACAGCCUUCAGUGUGCGAUGGAAGAUGCCCCGGCGUCAUGUUAGCACCAUCACAGGCUACAAGGUGUUCUACACAGAGAUGAGGAACAGUCGGCCAGUGAGUACUGCCGUGACACUGGAGGUGCCUCUCAGUCUGGACAUGCUGACCACCGGGCAGUUGGAUGGACAAGCAAGUUUUGAUGUGGACAUUGGUAACCUUAAAGUUGCCACCCAGUACAGAGUUAGUGUUGGUGCGUAUGGAUGGGCAGGCGAGGGCCGACCUAGCAUGCCUAGGGAUGUCAGUACUUCUUCACAAGAGAUGUGUAUGCCCCCGUCACCCCCCACUCAGCCCACUGUCAUGGCCGUAUCAGACACAGAGCUCGCGUUGUCGUGGACACAGGGUGAGAGCGAGGGAAGUGCACCAGUUCUACACUUCCUCGUUGCCUACAUCAGGCCUGAGUUGGACACAGAGUGGACCUACAUCAGGGAGCCCAUCGAGGCCAACUCCAUGGUACUGAAAGGGUUAAGCCCCGACACGGAAUUCCAGUUUGUGGUUCGAGCCGCCAACAUCCACGGAGUGAGCCCUCCCAGCGCCAUCAACAACCCCAUCCGCACCCCUGGCACAGCAGAGGUUGGCAGCAGCGGCUAUGGCCAGCGCUACAUCACAAACGCCAACAUCAAAGAUGAAGACGGAUUUGACAUAGAUGACUCUGACUACGAUGUCUUCAUUGAGGAGCUGAAGCCGUUCCCUGCCAUUCCCAACGGUGACAACCAGAGAUCACAGCUCCGCUCCCGGUCUGGUACGCCAUCCUCUCAGCCAGGCGGGAACGUCAUCUACAGGAUGGGCACGGCCACGCCCAACGCCACCCUCCUCCCCCCCCCUCCUCUGACCCAGAGCUGGGCUCCCCCACUUACCCCCGUCACCCCAGAGCUGGUCACCAUCAGCCCCACAACCGACAGGUCUUCCCCUUCCCCCAGCCCCACCACACCCUCGACGCCCCCCAUGACCCAGUGGAUGGGCCCCGUGCCCAGGCUCUACGACCUAGCCUGUGAGGACACGGUGUGCCCCCCCGACAGCUUCUGCCUCAGUGACUACGAUAGCGGAGGCUCCCGUUGCCACUGCAACCUGGGCCGUAGUGGAGACAUCUGCUCCUAUGGAGUGACGGUGCAGUUCCCAAGGUUCUAUGGGCACUCCCACAUGACCUUUGAACCUCUGAAGAACUCUUACCAGACCUUUCAGAUGACCCUUGAAUUCAAGGCAGACUUGGAGGAUGGCUUGUUGCUGUACUGUGGGGAGAAUGAACAUGGCCGUGGAGAUUUCACCUCUCUGGCUCUUGUACGAGGCAAGCUGCAUUACAGGUUUAACUGUGGCACGGGGGCAGCUCAGAUAGUCAGUGAGACUCGUAUGGUGCCAGGACAGUGGCACACGGUCACCGUAUUCAGGGACGGCGUGAGUGGCUGGCUGAGAAUGGACAACGACACGCCCGUUUCAGGACGCUCACAGGGACAGUACACCAAGAUCACAUUCCGAAGCCCGUUGUACGUGGGAGGGGCGCCCACUGCCUAUUGGUUGGUCAGGGCCACAGGGAGCAACCGGGGCUUCCAGGGCUGCAUCCAGAGCCUGACCAUCAACAACAAGGCCACGGAUCUCAGACCCUGGCCCCUAGGCAGCGCACUGAGCGGGGCAGACAUCGGUGAGUGUAGUGACAGUGUGUGUGAGAUGGUGACAUGCGCCAACAGAGGGAUCUGCUUUGCCAACCGAGCGGACGGGUACAUCUGUCUGUGCCCUCUGGGCUUCAGAGGCACGCUCUGUGAAGAGAGUUUCCUGCUGUCUCUGCCGCUCUUCAACGAGACCAUGUUUUCGUACGCCAGCGCCCCUUGGCCCCAGUCCCUCCUCAGUUACCUGUCCUUCAUGGAGUUUGAGAUCACCUUCCAGCCGACCAGUCCUGACGGCACGCUGCUCUACAGCGACGACGCCGGCAGCCGGGACUUCCUGUCUAUCAACCUGGUGGAAGGAUACGUGGAGUUCCGUUUUGACUGUGGCUCGGGAGGGUCCGUCAUUAGGAGUGAGGAGCAGGUCAGUAUAGGCACAUGGCAUGAGCUGCGGGUCUCUCGUACAGCCAAGAGUGGCAUCCUGCAAGUGGACAACCAGAGGCCCAUGGAGGGCAUAGCUGAGGGAGCCUUCACUCAGAUCAAGUGCAGCUCUCCUCUGUACAUCGGCGGAGUUCCACAAUACGACAAAACCAAGAGCGCCGCGGCCGUGCGCCGCCCCUUCAGCGGCACCAUCCAGAAGCUGGUUCUGAAUGACCGCAGCAUCCUGCUGACCAAGGACUUUGCUCUGGGGGUGAACGUGGAGAACGCAGCCCACCCAUGUGUGGAGAGUCCCUGUGCCAACGGCGGCACCUGCAGGCCGAAAUGGGACCGCUACGAGUGUGACUGCCCUCUCGGCUACGAUGGCCGGCACUGCCAGAAGGAGUGUGGGAAUUACUGUUUAAACACUUUCACAGAGGCCAUUGAGAUUCCACAAUUCAUUGGCCGCAGUUACCUCACCUACGACAAUCCUGAAAUCCUGAAAAGGGUUUCGGGCGUCAGGACCAACAUGUUCAUGCGCUUUAAGAGCACGGCGAAGGAUGGUCUGUUGCUAUGGCGAGGCGACAGCCAAGUGAGGCCCAACAGUGACUUCCUGUCUCUCGGACUGCAGGAUGGAGCGCUCAUCUUUAGCUAUAACCUGGGAAGUGGUGUGGCCAAUGUGAUCGUCAAUGGAACCUUCAGCGAUGGAAGGUGGCACAGAGUAAAGGCUGUCAGGGAUGGCCAGUCUGGGAAGCUGACAGUAGAUGACUAUGGGGCCAAGACUGGCAGGUCACCUGGGAAGAUGAGACAGCUGAACGUCAACGGGGUCCUGUAUGUUGGGGGGAUGAAGGAGAUUGCUCUGCACACUAACCGGCAGUACAGUGGAGGUCUGGUGGGCUGUGUCUCCCACUUCACCCUGUCCACCGACUAUCACCUCUCCCUAGUGGAGGACGCUGCCGAUGGCAAGAACAUCAACACUUGUACCAACUAAAAGUCCUGUGUGUCCAGGGGGCUUUCUGUCCACUCGGCAGCAAGACACGUUCACCAAAGGACCCAACGAGACUGGAGUGGAGAGACCUCGCUAGCACUUCCUGAAAUUUAGGGUUGCAACUUCAACUUCCGAAGGACAAUUUCAUGGGAUGGUUUCGACGAUAUCCAUUUUUUUUCUACAUCCUUAUUGAAUGAUUUCGAGAACCAAAAUAUUUAGUAAUAAAUGAUGUUUUUCAUUAAGUGACAAAACAUGAUGUUUGUAGAAAAAGUACCUUUUUUUAGAUGUAUUUUUUAAGUCUGCUCUUGACACAGGGAGUCAUGUUAUUGUGAUUGUUGUGUUGUGGUGUCUGUAUCAACCAGUCCAUAGACUACACAGUGUUUUUGACUUCAAUUCAUGUGAGUUGUUUGCAGGUUGCUAGUGUUGGAAGGCACAGGAGGUUGGUGACACCGUAAUUAGGGAGGACGGUCUCAUGGUAAUGACUGGAGCGGAAUCAGUGGAAUGGUAUCAAAUACAUCAAACACAUGGUUUUCCUCUUUGAAUAUCCAUGUCACUCUGCUUUUUCUCUUUCACAAAGAAAUAUGGACACUAUCAUUAUUGCACUAUCAUAAAAAUAAUAAUUAAGUCCCCAUCUGACCGUAUAAGUCAGCGUUUCCCAAACUCGGUUCUUGGGAUCCCAAGAGGUGCACGUUUUGGUUUUUGCCCUAACACUA